This is a messenger RNA of Micropterus dolomieu (smallmouth bass), 2114 nucleotides long. RefSeq names its product dynein regulatory complex protein 11-like. Bases 255 to 1715 code for a protein of 486 amino acids. The transcript is spliced from 10 exons. Gene Ontology annotation, molecular function: ATP binding; ATP hydrolysis activity. The record is from RefSeq and is a predicted model, not a curated record. Lineage: Eukaryota; Metazoa; Chordata; Actinopteri; Centrarchiformes; Centrarchidae.
GUAGUAGUAGACACAGGACACACAGGAUGUAGUAGUACACGCUCCACAACAACAGAACAUUAACUGUCUCAGCUGUGGCUGCAGACAUCUGAUUGGCUGAAGGGACAGAGGCCUCUGAGAGCUGAUUGGCCGGCUCGUUAACUUCCUCCGCCAGCCUUGUGGACCAGGUCCAGGACUGGUGUUGACAGGAAGUGGCCCUGCAGCUGUUUUAUUGUGAAAAGUCCAUUCAUAAAUUAAUCUGCUUUUAUUUUCUCAUGUUGUUGGCCAGCUGCGUUCUGAUUGGCUCUGAGCCAACAGCUCACACAGGACGUGCACAUGUCCGUCAGGAAGUGGCCCAUGGGAGCCACUCUGCUGCACCUGGGUCACUUUAUUGUUGUUCACUGUGUCACUUCCUGUCCCGUCCUGAGAAAAUGAAGGUUCCCACACACCUGUCACUUCCUGUUUCAGACGUGUGGCGUCGCCAUGACGACCGCCAGACUGUCGACGUGCAGCUGCUCCGAGACGAGAUGAGACAGGAAGUGGAACAGGAAGUCAGGCUCCAGGUGGACGAGCUGAUGAGGGCGGAGCUGGAAAACCUCAAACUGGUCAUCGACAAAACCCAGAAGAAGAAGAAGAAGAAAGGGAACAGAAAGAAGAAGAAAAGCAAGAAGAAGAAGAGAGAGAAAGACCUGACAGCACACAGGUCCCUACAGUCUCUGUGUGAGGAGCUGAUUCUGGAGGGCUUCCUCAUCCAGCCAAUGAAUAUCAAGCUCUCUGACUACAUCGGUGAGUACAGUUACUUGGGCUCGACUCUCCAGCAGGUGAACACUGAACCGAUGCCGUCGCUCUCUGAUGUCAGACAGCUCAUCACUCUGUACACCGUGCUGCCUCUGGGAUCCCAGGCGGUCUUGAAGAAGUUCCCAGGGAUGAAGACUCUGCUGCUGGCCGGUCCGUCUGGAGUCGGCAAGAAGAUGUUGGUUCACGCCGUCUGCAGCGAGACCGGAGCUCACCUGUUCCACCUGAACCCCGCCCACCUGAGCACCAGGUACCCGGGCAGAACCGCCUACCUGCUGCACCUGGUCUUCAAGGUGGCAGGUGAGCUGCAGCCGUCUGUGAUCUGGAUAGAAGACGCAGAGAUACCGUUCUACAGGAAAACUCCAAAAACUGAGCGAGAGUGGAAGAGAUCUUUGUUCCAGCUGGAUCUUAAGGGGCUGAAGAAAAACCUCCUGAAGUCUCUGAAGACCCUGAAACUGCAGGACCGAGUUCUGGUGAUCGGGACCAGUCGAAGACCGUUUGACGCCAACAUCAAACCGCUCUGUAAAGUCUACAAGAAGAUCAUCCUGAUCCCCAGACCAGACUACAGCUCCAGACUGGUUCUGUGGAUGGAGCUGCUGCGUGCUGAGGGGGCAGAGCCUGGUCCACAUCUGGACCUCAGCUCAUUGGCUAAGAUCACCGACGGCUUCACUCAGGGUCACAUCCUGCAGGCGGUCCGCUCGGUGCUCCGCCCCCACAGGCUGAAGAAGCUCCACCUACAGCCGCUGACUGCCACGGAGUUCAUCCCAUCGCUGUCGAGGAUGGAGCCGGUGUACCGGGAGGAGGAGGACGCCUUCAAGCUCUGGUUCAGGAAGACGCCGCUGGGCAGGAGGAAGGCACGAGCUGCCAAAACCAGCGAAGAAGAACGAGGAGCGACCGCAGCGGGGAAGAAGAAAGGGGCAAAGGACAAAAACAGGAAGUGAUGAAGUCUUUACUGCUGUAGUCUGUUUUUAUUUAACGGAAAAUAUUAGUGGGUUUCUUUAGUUCCUGACUUACAUUUAUUCAUUUAUCUGACGCUUUUAUCCAAAGCCACUUACAAUUGCUAUACACGUCAGAGGUCGCACGCCUCUGGAGCAACGAGGGGUUAAGUGUCUUGCUCAGGGACACAAUGGUGGAUGAGUCACAGUGGGGGAUUGAACCCUGGUCUCUCACACCAAAGGCAGGAAUCCAUGCACCCAUUUAACCAUGAUUUAUGUUGGUAAAACACCAGGCCUUUUAUUUUGAAGGAGAAAAAUAACUUCCUGUAACCAACCUUUAAAGUGAUUAAACUCCAGGUUUCCUUUGUUGUUGUCUAUUAAAGAUGUGAAAUCGUGUUUCACCAA